This is a messenger RNA of Eublepharis macularius, 2571 nucleotides long. It is a transcript of the gene KLHDC8A, whose product is annotated as kelch domain containing 8A. The record is from RefSeq and is a predicted model, not a curated record. The transcript has 7 exons. Lineage: Eukaryota; Metazoa; Chordata; Lepidosauria; Squamata; Eublepharidae. Gene Ontology annotation, molecular function: protein binding. The coding region runs from base 223 to 1275 and encodes 350 amino acids.
UUGUGCAGCUCGAUGAUCCUUUCCCCCUGCUCCUGUUCUACUAACAUACAAUCUGCAUUUCUUUCGGUUUGCCUCCUAUUUACCAAGGACUGCAGUCUCCCAGAACAAGGCAAGAUCACAUCACAGAUUGGACAUGCUCCAGAAGAUGUAGAAAUGGAGGAUUAACACAAGCUCAGUGGAAGAAUAAGUGGACUAUCUGACAGGUGACAACUUGCCCCUGAGAUGGAAGUGCCAAGCAUCAAAGACUUCCAAUGGAAAACUCUAGCUCCUUUGCCCAGCCCAAGGGUUUAUUGCUCCCUGGUGGAGGCUGGUGGGCAAGUCUUUGCUAUUGGGGGUUGUGAUGACAAUGGAACACCCAUGGACUGUUUCGAGGUCUACUCUCCUGAAGCUAACCAGUGGAAUUCUCUUCCCCCAAUGCCCACUGCCAGGGCUGGAGUUGCUGUAGCUACCUUGGGCAAGAGGAUAAUGGUGAUUGGAGGAGUUGGAGCUAACCAGAUGCCCUUGAAGAUUGUGGAGAUGUACAACAUAGAUGAGGGCAAGUGGAAGAAGAGGAACUCCUUGAGGGAAUCCUCUAUGGGAAUCUCCGUGUCUGUAAAAGAUUACAGGAUCUAUGCAGCAGGUGGAAUGGGAGUGGAUCUGCGCCCUCACAAUUACAUGCAGCAUUAUGACAUGCUGAAGGACAUUUGGGUGUCGCUAGCAAACAUGCCCACACCCAGGUAUGCUGCCACCUCCUUCUUGCGGGGCACAAAGAUUUAUGUACUAGGUGGAAGGCAAUCCAAAUAUGCUGUGAAUGCCUUUGAAGUCUUUGACAUCGAGACUAGAUCAUGGACCAAAUUCCCCAGCAUCCCCAGCAAAAGGGCUUUCUCGAGCUUUGUGUGCACAGAUGACAACAUCUUCAGCAUCGGGGGACUGCGACAAGGCCGAUUAUACCGUCAGCCCAAAUUUAUGAAGAAUGUAGAUGUGUUUGAUAUUGAGCAAGGGGGUUGGGUGAAGAUUGAGCGGUCUUCCUUCCUGAAGAAGCGGCGAGCAGAUUUCGUAGCUGGCUACUUGAAAGGAAGAAUUGUCAUAGCAGGAGGACUAGGAAAUCAGCCAGAUGUACUGGAGUCAGCUGAGGCCUUUCAUCCUGGGAAGAACAAAUGGGAGAGCCUACCACCUAUGCCAACCCCGCGGUGUGCCUGCUCCAGCAUUGUGGUGAAAAACUGCCUUCUGGCUGUAGGUGGAGUGAAUCAGGGCCUCAGUGAUGCUGUGGAAGCACUGUAUGUGUCUGACUCCUAGCUGGUUCUUCUCAGCUCCCUCCCCACAAAGAGGGACCUACAUUAAGCACUCAAGAAAGUGGUCGCUCUGCAGCUCAGUGUGUGGAGCCAGUACACACCGCUCAACAUAGGAGGAGUUGGCACUGUUCUCUUAGCCUGCCUCCCCCUUGGCUACUUUUCUGUAACCCCUUCACUGUGUAUUUGGGAAGGACGAUGAGUAGCUCCUUGCUCCCAUACAGCUGCACAAUUUUGUAGCUCUGUUUAAUUAGCACAGCUCUUUUAUGUGAUGAAGUCACCUAUGCUGUUGAGCUCUACUUCCUAAGGAACCAAUAGCCACCUCCCACUGUCAACCUUGAAUGGCUAAGGAACAUGCUACCAGUAAACUUCCAUAGCAUAAGAUGGGAUGCUUCAGCCAAGGAUUAGCCAAGAGCAUCCUCUAUCCACUGAAAAACGUGUUUGCCUUCCUCUGAAAUACGCUCUAUGCAGUAGUUGAUUGGGUUCUUUCAAGUAUUAUUCGUGGGUUAACUAUUUGGGAGCAAACAGAGAACUGAAUCCCAUGGAGUUACAGCUUGCAUAGCCCAGUACUCUUUGAAAAGCCCCAGUGGUGUUGGUGGAUUUUAAUGGGGUUUUUUCGGUAAGAACCAGCUGCAAUGCACUGCUCCAAAGAUCCCCUGCUGUGACCUAAGUCCUCAAGGCAUGCAGAGUUUAAUGCAUCCUGAUUGAAUUUUCAGGGAGCAUCUUGUCUGUAAGAGAGCAACAAAUGCUAUGCUUUGAUUUGUAGUCCCUGCUAUUAGAGCACACAUUGCUUUUGUCAGAGGGCUGAAGGCUAAAAGGCAGCAACUCGGAGAUCUGUUUAUGCAGGGGAAUGCCUCCGCACCAGGGAUGAAGACUGCACUCCUUGCAGUGCAUAUUGUCUCUCACUUAUACUCACUCACUCACUCACUCACUCACUGUCUUUCUCUCUCUCUCUCUCUCUCUCUCUCACACACACUCACUCACUCACUCACUCACUCACUGAGAGUUCAUAUCCAGUGUUUAUUUGCACACAAAGGACCAUUUGUAAAACCUUGAUUCAGAUUAAUAUGCCUAGCAUUUAUGGAGCAAGAAUAUUGCAGGCUCAGCUCAUAAUAGCUUUUCAUAUGUCCCCCAGCAACAACAAAGCUUGGGUGCAGCCUUGCCUAUUGUUUCUAUUUGGUACAUUGUUGCAUAUAUAGUUUCAUAUAUUCUUCUUUAAUUUGGCUCUAAGGUUGAAAUUGUCACUGUGUCAUCCAAAUGAUGUAUAAUAGAACAUUUGCAGUACUAGUAGUAAGUAGCACAA